Aspergillus niger is the source of this 1221-nucleotide messenger RNA. RefSeq lists its product as uncharacterized. Gene Ontology annotation, molecular function: FAD binding. Bases 1 to 1221 code for a protein of 406 amino acids. The record is from RefSeq and is a predicted model, not a curated record. The transcript is spliced from 5 exons. Lineage: Eukaryota; Fungi; Ascomycota; Eurotiomycetes; Eurotiales; Aspergillaceae.
AUGGAUGAUCUUCCCGUUCUCAUCGUCGGCGCAGGCAUCAGUGGCCUUCUUCUGGCCCAGCAUCUCCAGAAGCUCGGUGUCCCUUACAAGAUCUUCGAGCGCGAUGCCGCCAUCGACGCACGGAGCGGGGGUUGGGGGUUGACGCUUCAUUGGGCGCUCCCUGCACUGCGGGAACUCCUACCGGACCACCUCGUGCAACGCCUCCCAGAGGCAUAUGUCAACAAGGCGGCGGCUGCUCGCGGUGACACCGGUCGCUUUUCGUUCUUUGACCUGAAAACCGGAUCUGCGUUGUACAGCGUUCCAGCUGCGGAGCGGAUUCGGGUCAGUCGUGUUCGAUUGAGGCAGCUGGUAGCCACGGGGCUCGAUGUUCAGUGGAACAAAACUCUCCAAAAUAUCGAGUCCACCGCCGAUACCGUCACCGCGCAUUUCGCAGACGGAACCUCCUACACAGGAUGCCUCUUGAUCGGCUGCGAUGGAUCGCGAUCCCCCACCCGCGAGAUCUUGUACCCGGACAGCCAUGAGAUGAAUCCACUACCGGUGCAGAUCCUCGGCGCAGCUACUCUGUAUACAGCAGAGGAGAUGGCAGGGGCUGCAGAGAUUGAUCCAUUCAUAUUUCAGGGCUCGCACCCUGAAUCUAACGUCUUUCUCUUCUUCAGCAUACUCGAUACCCCGAACAACUUCGUCGAAAGCAGCAAAGACAAAUAUGAAUGCCAGAUCAUACUAUCAUGGGCAGAUUCCAAGGAUAUCGCAGUCCCCAGCGACAACGGGGAGCGAAUCGCCCUCAUGAAAUCCUUGGCCUCGGACUGGGCGGAGCCAUUCAGGACCCUGGUCCAUCGGUUAUCUGAGGACACGGAGGCACGGUCAAUCCGCAUCGCGGACUGGAUGUUCCGACCGCUGCAAAAUCGCUCGCACCCCAGGGUUGUGCUGAUGGGUGAUUCGGCGCAUACAAUGACUAUGUACCGUGGAGAAGGGGCCAAUAAUGCCAUCGUCGAUGUACUGGAUCUGACCCAACGUGUGGAUAUGCGUUCGCUAGGAACCAUGUCGACACAAGCGCUGCGAGAUGCAUUGGACGCCUACGAGAACGACGUCUUCAGGCGCGCAGAGCCUAGUGUACUUAACUCGCGCCAGGCCUGUGUCGACGCUCAUGACUUCACACGUAUCCUAGACGAGAGCCCCCUCGUAUCAGCCCGCGUGCUGAAGGAGGAUACCACGGAGCAAUAG